Solanum tuberosum (potato) is the source of this 678-nucleotide messenger RNA. RefSeq lists its product as uncharacterized. Bases 1 to 678 code for a protein of 225 amino acids. Lineage: Eukaryota; Viridiplantae; Streptophyta; Magnoliopsida; Solanales; Solanaceae. The transcript has 2 exons. The record is from RefSeq and is a predicted model, not a curated record.
AUGGGUUAUCUUUCAUCCAUAGGCUUUGUUAAGACAAAAUUGGAUGCCUCACUACUUAUCAGACAUGCUGUAGGUGAUUCGUUGUUCGACCUCGUCUAUGUCGACGAGAUUAUUAUCACUGGGAGCAAUACAUUAAGUGUCAAUUAUGUUAUCACUUCCUUUGCUUCUAAGUUCUCUAUUAAAGAUUUAGGUAAUCUUCACUUCUUUCUUGGCGUUGAAGUGAUACGCAACUCUAACGGUUUAAUUCUCACCCAAGCAAAUUAUGUGAAUAAAAUUUUAAAUGAUGAGCUAAUGACCGACCACAAGAGUGUUAACACGCCAAUGAGUGCAUCAAAGUUACUCACCUUUUCUGAUGGAACUCAUUUGACUGAUGUUACACGUUAUCUCCGAGUCUUGGGUAGGCUUCAAUAUCUAUCCUUCACUAGACCUGGCAUAGCCUAUGCAGUCAACAAGCUUACUCAAUUUAUGCAAGCACCAUCCGACCUUCACUGGAAAGCUAUUGAAGUGGGGACAUCGUUGACAUCGUUUCUACAUCUGGUUACAUCUUGUUUCUUGGUCACAAUCCGAUUAGCUGGUCCUCAAAGAAGCAAAAUAUUGUCUCAGGCUCCUCCACUGAGUCUAAAUACAGGGCUGUGGCUAAUGCACUUUCUGAAACCUUAUGGUUCACCAAUCUCUUAA